AGGGUGGCGAGGCCCCGCCCCGGAAAUGCGUGUUCUAGCUUUCUGUGUGCUUAGGCGCCCGAGCUACUGAGGGUCUAAGUCCGGGCAGCCGAAGAGUGUGGUUAGCAAGAUGAACAAAGAUGCGCAGAUGAGAGCAGCGAUUAACCAAAAGUUGAUAGAAACUGGAGAAAGAGAACGCCUCAAAGAGUUGCUGAGAGCUAAAUUAAUUGAAUGUGGCUGGAAGGAUCAAUUGAAGGCACACUGUAAAGAGGUAAUUAAAGAAAAAGGACUAGAACACGUUACUGUUGAUGACUUGGUGGCUGAAAUCACACCAAAAGGCAGAGCCCUGGUACCUGACAGUGUAAAGAAGGAGCUUCUACAAAGAAUAAGAACAUUCCUUGCUCAGCAUGCCAGCCUUUAAGAUUGAAUUAGAUUGUGUUGUUUUGUGGUCUUAUUUCUGAAAGUAAAACUUGCCAUAAAUUAGGAAUCGCUUUCCCAAAAUAAAAUCCGUUUUUGUAUGAUGGUAUACAGUUUUCGGUAAUGAUGUAUACAUUGUAUUGAUUUUUUUUCCCCUAAAUGUGUUAUUUUAAUAAAUAUCUCAUGAAUGAGUUUGAAGUUUCCUUGGAUCUUGGAAUAAAUGGGACUUUUCAACAAUGCACCAGAUUUGUUGAGAGAAAGUCAUCAAAUAAUAUAGUUUGUUAAGUAUGUACAUGUUUCUGUGCUAACAACUGAGGAGAAAUAAGCUGCCUCUUCUGAUUGUCUAGAUAUGGUGUGUUUCUCUGAAUCCCUAUACUAUUUUAUAAUACAUGUCCCAUCUUGUA
This is a messenger RNA of Myotis myotis, 800 nucleotides long. RefSeq names its product ENY2 transcription and export complex 2 subunit (gene ENY2). Lineage: Eukaryota; Metazoa; Chordata; Mammalia; Chiroptera; Vespertilionidae. Gene Ontology annotation, cellular component: nuclear pore; DUBm complex; SAGA complex. The transcript has 5 exons. Gene Ontology annotation, biological process: poly(A)+ mRNA export from nucleus; positive regulation of DNA-templated transcription; regulation of transcription by RNA polymerase II. The record is from RefSeq and is a predicted model, not a curated record. Bases 110 to 400 code for a protein of 96 amino acids. Gene Ontology annotation, molecular function: transcription coactivator activity; chromatin binding.